AUGGUGUUCGAUUCCCUCAGCACCAGUGGGACCAGUUAUAGUUGGGGUCUUCCAUAUUUUAAGAAGAAGAGUGAGCUAGAGAAGUCGGAUUACCUGCGGGAUGACCGUCUUGUAAUUGAGUGCGAUCUAACUGUCAUUAAGGAACCACUUGUUGCGGACACUGCGAUAACAGCUGAGGUCCAGAUGCCACCCUCAGACUUGGCAGAAAUUUUUGGAAAACUGCUAGAGGCGGCCGAGGAAGCAGAUGUGGCAUUCGAGGUUGAAGGUGAGAUUUUUCCUGCACAUAAGAUUGUGCUCGCAGCACGGUCUCUAGUCUUCAAGGCGGAGCUGUAUGGACCGAUGAGAGGCAAGUGUGGACAGAACAUCACCGUCGAAGAAAUGCAGCCUGCUGUUUUCAAGGCAUUGCUUCACUUUAUCUACACAGAUUCAUUGCCUUCCAUGGACAACCUUGAUGAUGAUGAGAAAAAAGAAAUGGUCAGGCACUUACUACUGGCUGCAGAUCGGUAUGCAAUGGAAAGGAUGAAGAUGAUGUGUGAAGACAUUCUUUGUGAAACUCUUGAUGUUGAGACUGUGGCGACAAUGUUGGCUCUAGCUGAUCAGCAUAACUGCAGCAGGCUAAAAGAUGCUUGUGCUGAAUUUAUCAUGUCUUCAAAUAGAUUGGAUGAUGUGUUGGCAAGCCAAGGGUAUGUGCACCUGAAGAAAUCAUGCCCUGCUGCCUCAGUAAAUAUCUUGGAGAGACUUAUGAAGCUUCUCAAAUUUUAG
This is a messenger RNA of Triticum turgidum subsp. durum (durum wheat), 762 nucleotides long. The record is from the annotation of a GenBank genome assembly. Lineage: Eukaryota; Viridiplantae; Streptophyta; Magnoliopsida; Poales; Poaceae.